AUGUUGUCAAAAUUCCAUCCUCGUCGAAUAGUUGUUAAACUACUUUUAUUACUAACCAUUGCAUAUACCAUUCUUGUAUCAUUGAAACUGAUUAUAACUAAACCAAGUUUACAACAAUAUCGUAAACUACUUAAUCAACAAUUUACUCAUAAAUAUAAUCAAAUUUAUUACAAUUUUCUUGCAUCUAAUUACGAUUUAGCUAAUGACACCAAAUUCAAUAAACAAUUGAGUAUAAUACGACAAGAUGCUGUUGAAGAAGAUAGAGGGGGUAAUGAACUUUGGAUGUUGAAUGAAGAAAUUACAAACAAUUUACCAUUAACUGUUGCCAUACCAUCGUAUUUCACAUCACAACAGCAACAACCACUACUGCUGGAACUAAAUGAUGGUGGUGCUUCUUCUCCACCGCUUGUUCACAAGUUUGAUCCUAGAUUCACAUUUGGCGCUUAUUAUCAAUAUAUCGCAAGAACAUCACCACCAUCUACAGACUCAUCAUCUGACUUGGUUGUACCAUUUCAUUGGUCAGAUUGGGUUGAUUUAUCCAUACUCGAUAAAUAUAUCAACACUUACCCCAAGACUGACUUGUGUACAACAUUAUUUGAUAUAUCAACUAAAGAAGAUCUCAUCAAAGGCUCAAAACUUCGUAAAGUUGAAGAAUAUUGUCAGUUUAAUCCAGUUGAUGAAACAGCAUCACAAACUUUUCCUUCUUUGGGAUUCAAAAUCACUGACCAACCAGGUCCACAAUCCAUACCUAAUCGUGAACUCAUUGGUCGUGCAUACUUGUUUGAUACAGCACCUUCACCCAAGAAGUUGAUUUUCUUGACUAAUAAUGGAUCAUAUCAAGUUGAUGUACACAAUCCACUGGAAAAUAAUUUCAACAAUUCAUUACUUCGUAAUGGUAUGAUUGAUACUUUACCAGUAGAUAGUUUUAACGUAGUGGAGGAUUACAAGUAUUUACAAUCGCACAAGCCAGAAACUUUUCAACAACAACAACAACAACAACAACAACAACGUGUGUCAGGUUCAUCACGUCAUGAAUUACCCAUCCCACAAUCGGAUUUCCAUAAUGAUCCAGAAUCAGCAAUCAAUGCAAUGAAACGUAGACAACAGGAAACAAAGUUGUCGUUAAUGGAGCAAGACUAUCUCGAUUCAAUUAUAUUCAGUCACAAUUGUAACAAUCCACCAAAGUAUUUUUAUGAAGCUAAACUUCUUAAAUCGAUUCCAGAUGAUUGGCAAGGUGAACAUUAUGAUUGGCGUUUUUUCCAAGGUAUCACAUUAGAUUCACCAGAGAAUGCCAUCAUUUUACAUCGUUUAAUCAAGAAUUAUCUCAAUUUUGCUCGUAUUCAUGGAAUCACCACUUGGAUAGCUCAUGGUUCCUUACUCGCUUGGUACUGGAAUGGGAUUGCUUUCCCAUGGGAUGGUGAUAUCGAUGUACAAGUGCCCGUUUCUGAAUUGUACAAGUUGGGUCAAUAUUUUAAUCAAACUAUGGUUAUUGAAAAUGGGGUAGACUCUGUUGGUAAAUUUGAUGGCUUUGGUCGUUAUUUUGUUGAUAUUGGGUCCUCUAUAACGCAUCGUGUAAGAGGUAAUGGAAACAAUGCCAUUGAUGGUAGAUUUAUUGAUGUUGAUACUGGAUUAUACAUUGAUAUUACUGGAUUAGCAUUAACUGACGCUCCAUCACCAGACAGGUACGAUUUGAUUGUUCCCUUGUUGGAUAAAGAACAACAAAUUGUUUUAAACAAUGCCAAAACCGUGGAUAGCGAAGGCUCAUUGAAAAAGAAUUAUUCCGUGAUUAAUCGUGAAUUACAAUUGUACAAUUGUCGAAAUCAACAUUUCACCUCGUAUCAAGAAUUAUCACCAUUAAUUACAUCAAUUUCGGAAAACCAAAUUGCAUACAUCCCCAAAAACUUUAUGAUGAUUUUAAAUGAUGAAUACAAUCUCAAUGCACUAUCAAGAAAACAGCAUCGUAAAUAUACCUAUUUGAACAAUUUACGAAUUUGGUUCACCACUAAAAUCAUAAAGCAAUAUGCUCACAUGGCCAAUGUUGAUUCUGAAGGAUACGAUUUCAAAUCUUGGAAACAAUUGAAUUCAUUGACAAAGGAGGAUCAUUUACAAUUGUUGGCUCAAAAUGUAAACUUGUUGCAAGAAUGGGAAUUGACAAAGAAUUUCACCCAUUUGCAUCAAUGUGAAAUGGAAUUGAUAUAUGAUGGGAAAGUUGAUAAAGCUGGUGAAUUGAUUAAAGAGAAUGUUGCCAAAGGUGAUGGUGUGGGAAAAGCUUUGAGAGCUGAUUACUUUAUGCAUAAAUUGAUCAUGAGUGGUGCGGGAACACAAUAG
This is a messenger RNA of Lodderomyces parapsilosis, 2328 nucleotides long. RefSeq lists its product as uncharacterized. The transcript has a single exon. The coding region runs from base 1 to 2328 and encodes 775 amino acids. Lineage: Eukaryota; Fungi; Ascomycota; Pichiomycetes; Serinales; Debaryomycetaceae. The record is from RefSeq and is a predicted model, not a curated record.